CUUUAAGAGCCAUGCAGAAGCGCCGGUGAGAGUGUUUGUGUGUGUGCGUGCGCGUGUCAGCCGUACCCAUCAUGGCCUCUGAGCAGCAGCUGGUCAGACCGAUCAGACGGACCCAGCCCGUCAGACACCGGCACCGGUGAAGAGGCUCCAUGUGUCCCUCAUCAUCUCCAUCAUCGUCGGUCAGAUAUCUGAGCAGAAGGGCUGCGCUCCGCCAGCCCGGUGCCAGCAUGAAUAAGGAUUACUCCAUCAAUCUGUCCGUGCAGCGGGUCCUCAGUCUCUUGGUCCAGGGCACGGUACCGACCUUAAAGGACUUCACAGAAAUGUGGUACUGUGUGUUUCUCUGGUGUCUCUUCUCAUCUGUCUUCGUCCACGGCGCUGUGGGUCUGCUCAUGUGCGUGACGCUGCAGCGUCAUAAGAGAGGCCGCUUCAUCACGGUGGUCCUCAUCAGCGUGGGUUUCCUCGCAUCGCUCACUGGAGGAGUCAUCACCAGUGCGGCCGUGGCAGGUGUGUAUCGUGUGGCGGGGAAAGGCAUGACUCCAUUAGAAGCUCUGGUGUUUGGCGUGGGCCAGACGGCGUUCACCGUCAUCAUUUCAUUCUCACGGAUAUUGGCCACGCUCUGAACGGACAGACUGGCUCACGGAUACAGCCAAUCAGCUCACAGAGGAGGAGAAAGUGGGUGUGGCCCAGGUGAGUGGCCUUUGGUACGGUGAGACGGAUGAGCCGCUGAAUGAAACCCUUUGGAAAGGCGUCGAUCGGUUCAGACCGCCUGGAUGUGAAAUCAGCGUAAGAGCUGUGCACAAGCCUUUGUCAGAACUCAAUCAAAGUGCCAUUUGCCUUGACGGUGAAUUACGAUGACUCUUCACACGUCAUGAACGUGUUGUUUUUGCACACGGAUCGCUGCAGCUUUAUGUCGGCCGUGAUGUAGUAAAGUGGAAACAAACUGCGACCAUGAUCACGCCAUAACCUGUCUCUCUUUCUUGUUCUCUUUUCUUUCUCACUCUCCCACACGAGCUGAGCGGUCGGAAACAUUCCUGUUGUAUGUAAAGAUUUUCUCUCUGUGUUAUCACUUCACCAUUUCUUCCACUUUGCACAUUUUACAUGUUGUUGGAAGGUGCUUCAAUGCUCUAAAAGUGUGCGAACGCUAAACGACAUGGACAUGCAUUCAAAGAUUCAAAGAACUUAUCCAUAAUGGAACAAAUCCUUUUUAAAACGGAAACGAUUAACACUGAUAUUUCGAUUUCUGUUAAGUAUUGAUUGAUAGUUCGAUGUUAUCCGUCGGUUUGGAUUAUAUCAUGGGUACGUUCGCCCUGUACAUGUUGAAAUCUAUACUCUUGUCUUUAUGUAUAAUCCACUUUAUCCAGCAUUACUGUGGCAAUACUAUCCCAGCGCAUAUAUGGAGACUUUAAACCUUAGGCCUUAAAAGACGAGACGCACGGCUCUCGUGUGUCGAGUGUAUGUGAGAAUACGUCCUGAACUGAUUCAACACACUUUGAAAGACUUUUGUGGAGUUGAAUCAUGAGGCGAUCCUCUGUCCCUCGGGUUUCCCUGCCGCACGCCACACGGCUGCAUUAAAAACACGGUGAUGUUAGGGUCCCUAAAUGUAUUGUGCUUGAAAGGUCGAAUGCAGAAGUUCUACUGAGGCCACGAGGAAACAAAUGGAUUUUUGGCUGAUGAUCGGAUGUGUGAAAACUGCAGAUUGCACUUGUCAUACUGUAGUUUGCCUUCCAUAAGAUUCCCAGAAUAUGCAGCUGAUCUGUCAAGGCCAUUUUGAAGAUAUUGGUUGAACAAUGUGAAAUGUGUUUUACCUCACGUUUGCCACUGGCAUAUUCACGACAAAUUAUGUUUAAGUUUGCUUAUUUUACGUUUGAUGAAUUUUAUGCUGUAAUGAAGCGAUGUGAAAGACCAUUUGAGAUUCUGAACUUGGUUCAGGAAUGGUUCACCCCAAAAAUGGUCCCCAGUGACUUUCCAUAGUAGGAAUGAAAAUGACUCGGUCAAGUCAAUGGGGAUCAUUUUGGGGUGAACUAUUCUUUUAAUCAUUGGGGAAAAAAGUGUAUUUUAUAUUUAUUUUAUUUAAGACAUGUUUUAUUUCUGGUAGCACUUUCUAUGAGGUCUUUUAGUUUUUACAUACAAGUCUUAUACAGUAUAUACAAUUAACAUAUUUACAGACCUAAUCUGUCAUUUUUUUUCAUUAUGUUGAAAAGUUGAUUUCAAAACCAUUUGCAACUGCAUUAUUAUGUUGUCAAGUAUUACUUUUAAAGUAUUUUAAAAGAUUACCUGCAUUUUCAAAUGGUGUUACAAAACCUCUUCAAACUGAUGCCAAAUUCUUUCUUUUUGUACAAAGCAGUACAAAAAACGCAUUAAUUAUUCAUAUAGAUCUUAUUUUAUACGAAAAUGCUUUAUAUUUUCAUAUAUUUUAAAUGUCUAUUAAUAGUUAUUCCUUUCGUAAUCAUUGUGUCAAAGCACAUAACAUCUGCGGGUCGCUUCAACACAUUGUAUGGUAUGAAAGAAGUGAUGUCUGAUGUCACAGAUACGCACAGGAUUUCUCUGUUCUUUGUUUAAGCCAAAGUAUUCUUUAUCUCUUCAGCUUUAGUACUUUUUAUUGAAUAUUGUUUUUUACACAAUCAUUUGACUUUUGCAUUUUGCAAACUUCUUAGCACUGAUCCGUGAAUCUGUUUUAAGACCCACAGAAGCAAGCUUGAGGCGGUUUCUCCUUUUGUUGAUACUGUGAAAGAUUUUCAGAUCAUAUGUAGUAAUUUAAGGUAUUUAUGAGGACAUGGGAUGGUAAUUUCUUUCAGAUGCAACUAGUAGUUAAGCGUCAAUUUGAGAUGAGCCCAGCAGAGGGCGCCAGUGUACUGUGAAUGAGCGUUUAUUGCAGAAGAAACGAUUGUAGUUUUGGUGUGCACACUUUAUUAUUAUGAAAUUAUUUUAUUGAGUCAUGUUGAGAGUCAUUAUUUUGUUUAUUUAUAUUAAAAUUCUUGAUUUGACAUUUUUCAUAUACAAAAUUAAUUGACAGUAUACAAUUAAUAUUGUUCAGUAAAUGAUACAUUUAUAUUUAAUCCAAAAUGUAGCCACACACUUUUCAACGUCUUUUUGCACUUAUAUUACGGUUGUAAAUAGUUUUUUCCUUUAAUAGGCUAAUAUUUUUGUUGACUUUCAAGGUAGGAGUAAAUCCAGCAUGAUUUGUUAAAGGGAGAAAACAUUUCGGCACACAGGUGGUUGUGUAUAUAUAGAGUUUCUUUCUUCAACAACUUUUGUUUGUUUGUUUGUUUGUAUAUUUGCUCUUUUCAAGCACCUUGUUAAUUAGUGAAGUUGCCGAGACCACAAUAACAUCAGAUUAACAACAACACAUAUCAAUAUAAAAAAUACACUUCAUAUUUAAUUUCAAUAAAAGUUCAAAUUGAAAUGAAAAUAAAACAGAAAUGGAGAAUGAAACGUAUAUACAGCAUGACCCUAUCAUGUGUGUUUGCUGUGUUUGAAUGAAUGAGUUUCUCAUGAAGAAACCCAAGCUUUAGGCUUCUUGUUUUGUUAUAAAUAUAAGGUUUGUGUACAUGAAUGAAGCUAUGUAGAUACAUGUUAGAGUCGUGUUACAGCAUGCCGUCAGUGUUGUUUGGUUGUGUGUAUGUUGUUGUGUUUGAGCUUUAACUCUCAUCAAAUGUUCAAAUGUUUCACUUUUAAGAUUUGAUGGUUUGGCUUAUUUGAUAAGGUUCGAAUGCCAUUUAUUUUUGAAACUUAUAAAGAUGUUUUUAAGUACUUUUAUUACUGCUGCCUUUCGAUCUCUUAUUAUUUUAUGUUGUUGAAGAAAUGGAAAGAUUGGCUUUUGUUGGUUUGCACAUUUUUAAGGGCCAGCGGCUCUGAGUUUGGACGGCCAUCAAAUCAAAUUCACAUCUGCUGUGAUUCCUUAAAAACGUUCCUUAAGAAAAGUAGUUUUAUUUUAAACUGUAAUGUGCCAUGAAUGGUGGUGUUGAGGAUUGGAGGAUUCGAUCAGUUUCCUGUUUAUAAUGGUUUCAGAUCUCGGGAAAUACUUGAGACGGAGAAUAUUGAGAAUAUUGCAAUACAUAGAGAGACAUGAUACUGAACACAUCCCAGACUCACACUUGUGUGUCCUUGUUGGCAUACAAUGAUUUCACAAAGUCUGGCUUCUCGCUCGGACUUUGGAGUUUUUGCGAAUGGAUUUCUGACAAUCCUACUCAACCGCUGCUCCACUGGAAGUGGCUUGUGUAAAUUGUGUAUAUGUUCUUUUUUAAUUUUUUAUCUGCAGACAUCUGUGCUUUUCAGCACAUCUAUUUCUGUACAAAUGUUCCUCUGUAAAAACAAACACCUGCAGUCAGUUGAAAUAAAAACGUU
Messenger RNA from Triplophysa rosa, 4344 nucleotides. RefSeq names its product transmembrane protein 170B (gene tmem170b). Bases 150 to 620 code for a protein of 156 amino acids. The transcript is spliced from 3 exons. Gene Ontology annotation, biological process: negative regulation of canonical Wnt signaling pathway. Lineage: Eukaryota; Metazoa; Chordata; Actinopteri; Cypriniformes; Nemacheilidae. Gene Ontology annotation, cellular component: plasma membrane. The record is from RefSeq and is a predicted model, not a curated record.